Penaeus vannamei (Pacific white shrimp) is the source of this 735-nucleotide messenger RNA. The record is from RefSeq and is a predicted model, not a curated record. NCBI's taxonomy places the organism in Eukaryota, Metazoa, Arthropoda, Malacostraca, Decapoda, Penaeidae.
AUGGCUGAGCCCUCCAGGAGUGAGGCUCCCUUAGGAAGGCCCCUUGAACUACUAAUCAUUGAAAACAAGAUAGAGAAAUCAGGACAUAAUCCAGGCCAAGCCAGUGCAAGCGAAGUCAACCGAAGUCAAGCCAAGACGAGCAAGGGCAAGCCAAUGCAAGCAAGCAAACGAAAUCAAGCCAAGACGAGCAAGGGCAAGCCAAUGCAAGCGAAGUCAAGCCAAGACACGCAAGGACAAGCGAAGUCAAGCGAAUUCAAGCCAAGACGAGCAAGAGCAAGCCAAUGCAAGCGAAUUCAAGCCAAUGCAAGCAAAGUCAAGCCAAGACGAGCAAGGGCAAGCCAAUGCAAGCGAAUUCAAGCCAGGGGAGAGCGAGCGAACCAGAACCAAACAGACACAGAACCAGAUCCAGAACCAGAGCCAGGGAGAGAGAGCGAACUAGAGACAAGCAGAACCAGGACCAGAGUUAGAACCAGAGCCAGGGAGAGCGAGCGAACCAGAACCAAACAGAACCAGAGACAAACAGUCACGGAACGAGAACCAGAACCAGUGACAAGGAGAAACCAGAGCCAGGGAGAGCGAGCGAACCAGAACCAAACAGAACCAGAGACAAACAGUCACGGAACGAAGAACCAGACCAGUGACAAGGAGAACCAGAGCCAGGGGAGGAGAGCGAACCAGAACCAAACAGAACUAGAGACAAACAGACCAGGGAGAAAGACCGAACCAGAGACAUAA